This is a messenger RNA of Pseudozyma flocculosa PF-1, 423 nucleotides long. RefSeq lists its product as uncharacterized. NCBI's taxonomy places the organism in Eukaryota, Fungi, Basidiomycota, Ustilaginomycetes, Ustilaginales, Ustilaginaceae. The transcript is spliced from 3 exons. The coding region runs from base 1 to 423 and encodes 140 amino acids. The record is from RefSeq and is a predicted model, not a curated record.
AUGGCCGACUCGAACCCGUCUCAGCCGCUCGCCUCUUCGUCUGCGCAGGACCACGAGAUGGCCUCCAUCGACCAGGCGGCUGCCGCGGCAACCGACGCUCCGUCCACCUCGAGAUCGCACCCUGCCGACAAUCUCAGCCCAGAGGAAGACCUGCAUGACCAGGAACAAGAUGAGAGACCCAGCAUCGUCGAAGACGAAAGCGCAGAGCACUCGGGAGAACCGUCCGCGGCCAUUGAGCAGGCGGCCGCUGCCGGCGGCCCCAGCAGAAGGCGCGCCACCGCCCGCGGCUUCGAAGCCAGCGAAGGCUUCGCAUUCGUCGAACAGCCCGAGAGGAGAGGCGAGGACAGGCUUCUCGACGAGCGAGUGCGCGACAAGUACAUUCGAGAGAUCGGCGAUCUGUACGACGAGAGGCGCGCUUCGUGA